Marasmius oreades (fairy-ring Marasmius) is the source of this 2021-nucleotide messenger RNA. RefSeq lists its product as uncharacterized. Bases 1 to 1896 code for a protein of 631 amino acids. The record is from RefSeq and is a predicted model, not a curated record. The transcript has 3 exons. Lineage: Eukaryota; Fungi; Basidiomycota; Agaricomycetes; Agaricales; Marasmiaceae.
AUGCUUAAGAGGAAAGGUCACUUUCUGAGAAGAGGCUUUUCUCACACAUCCCAUCCCGCGCAUUCAGGAUUGGCAGGGUGCCAGCAGUCAUUCUAUACACCUGUCACUGUUGCAGGUUUAGAUUUGAGGAGGGGAAGCUGGAACAUGGACCUGAAGCCUCUCGUCGACUACAACAAGAUGGACCAACAAAAAUAUCUACUGUGCGAAGAAUGUUAUGGCAAACAAACCGAUGCAUCUAAAGAACACGUUGGAAUCGAUUCUCAUCUUCUUCAUUCCGGUUAUGUGCCUUCAGAGAUGGAAGUCUCCCGAACAUUGAAGCUACUCGAAGAAACCCGGGAAUUUGAUGGACAUAACAACCUCCAAAUCUCUCUAGGUCUGAGGUUGGAAAAGUCGGAAAACGAGAAAGUACUCCUGAAUACCCAUGUUGCACGUCUUCGCUCCAUUGUCUCUGUCUUGCACAGAGUUCCUGCAGAGCUCUGGGAGAUAAUCUUCGAAAUAAUUGCGUGUUCAUCAGGAAACGAAUCCUCUCUCACAAUCAGAACCGGUUGGAGACAUCGCAUAGCCAUACCUUCCCUCAUUCUCAGUCAUGUCUGCUCCCGCUGGCGGACCGUUGCUACGGGGUGCCCAGAGCUUUGGUCUUCCAUCGAUAUCGAGCUUUACAGAUUUGGUUCGGGUGUUGAGAAGCUCGUUAGGACCUUCUUGGACAAUUCAGCAACAUAUCCAUUAGACCUACAGAUCCGUGUGGAGCCAGCUUGUGGGACAAAAUAUACUCGAGACACCUGGGAACUCAUCACAUCCCAUCUCUCACGAUCUGAACGACUACUUCUCAUUUUUCAAGACCGCGCCGUUGACUCACUUUCCGCCUUUCGAGGCCAGGAUAUCACAUUAAACAACCUGUUAUCAUUCCACAGCAAAGUACUACUUCAAGAUGACGUUCAAUUGGACGUAAACAAUCCCUUGUGGAUGGCUCUGAGUCAGGCCCCAAAACUGGUGAAAGUGCGAGUACACCGCUUGCGGCCUCGCAUAUCGCUUCCCUACCCACAACUUACCACACUAACACUCGACUUUAUAUAUACCAAUGAUGUUGGAGAACUCCUUCGAGUUCUGGGGAUCUCCAAAAAUCUUCUAUCUCUGACAUUGAAGAACAUUGAAGUUACUGCGGAAUGGCGUCCUCUCGCGACUGUUGCCUGUCGGGUAGAAUUACCAUUUUUACACUUCCUAUCAAUCAAUCUGGAGGUCGACUUCCUAAUGCAUUACCUCUUGAAUGUGAACGAUCCAGUUCUAGAGCUGUUGUUCGCCUCAUUAGUAAUGCCUUCCCUUUCGAUUCUCAAGUUGCCAUGCCGAAGUUCACGUCCUGACCAGAUGUAUUGGCCAUCAUCGCUCCUCUCUAUGCUACGACAUUCAUCUACGAGUCUACGGGACAUCUCACUUUUCUUUGAACCUUUCUAUUCCGGUCAGGCGCAUCAUUCUUGGGAAUCUCUUUCGGUACUCCUAAACAUUGUACCCCACCUCACCGACUUCCAUCUACACGACAAAGGACCACGAGAUUUUGACCGCUCAGCAACGCUCGCUAACGGUAGCUUUCUCUCGGAAUUAUCACUUCCCGAGUUCACAUAUACACCACACAAUAGUCCUGUCCUUCCCGAACUCAGGACCUUGUCUAUCCAUGGCAUUCUACUGAGUUUCGAAGUUGUGAAUCAGGUUCUCCGUUUAGCCGCUUCGAGGAGUCCUAGUCGUCUGACUACAGUCGAUGAUGUCCGUCCCUUGAAAAAUCUAUACGCCGCGUCCUAUAGGUCUCAAUGUUCAACAAAGUUCACCGUGAAUCCUCAAAUGUUGGAGGCGAUAGAGAACUUGAAAUACGAAGGGGUAAAUGUGGUGUUUGAGGAAAGGGAGUGAGCGGAUGUCCUUGGUUCAGACAAGAUCGUCCCUUUACUCACCUUGUAACGUGUCAACGUUGAUAUAUUGAUUCUCCUGGCUCUCCCGGACUACAAACUACAUGCUUUCAAUUUUCUUCACAGGUG